Molecule: messenger RNA, 1401 nt
Organism: Mucor velutinosus
Lineage: Eukaryota; Fungi; Mucoromycota; Mucoromycetes; Mucorales; Mucoraceae
Exons: 4
Coding region: 1-1401 (466 amino acids)
Biological process (GO): cellular response to oxidative stress; glutathione metabolic process; cell redox homeostasis
Cellular component (GO): cytosol; mitochondrion
Molecular function (GO): glutathione-disulfide reductase (NADPH) activity; flavin adenine dinucleotide binding; NADP binding
Source: RefSeq, a predicted model, not a curated record
AUGCUGUCAGCAAAGCCAGUUUACGACUACCUUGUCAUUGGAGGUGGUUCUGGUGGCCUUGCUUCUGCUCGUCGUGCUAGUGGUAUCCACGGUGCCAAAGUCGCUCUCAUCGAAGCUCAACAUCGUCUCGGUGGCACUUGUGUCAAUGUUGGCUGCGUUCCCAAGAAGGUAAUGUGGAAUGCUGCUUCUAUUGCUGAAUCCCUUCGCGAUGCCAAGUUGUAUGGUUUCGGUGAUCAUGAGCCUGUUAAAUUCGAUUGGCAAUUCUUCAAGGAGAAGCGUGAUGCCUACGUUAAACGACUCAAUGGUAUCUAUGAGAGAAAUCUGGGUAAUGACAAGGUAGAGCACAUCCAAGGUUUUGCCAGUUUCAUCGAUAAGAAUACCGUCCGUGUUCAAAAAUCAGAGACUGAAUCCAUCGAGGUGCAAGCAAAGAAGAUUUUGAUUGCUACUGGUGGUCAUCCUUUGAUUCCCGAUAUUCCUGGAGCUCAUCUCGGUAUUGACUCUGAUGGCUUUUUCGAUCUUGAACAUCAACCCAAGCGAGUUGCAGUCAUUGGUACUGGUUACAUUGGUAUUGAAUUGGCUGGUAUUUUCAACACUUUGGGAACAAAGACUACUGUCUUUUCUCGUACAAAGCAUAUUCUUCGUAGUUUCGACAGCAUCAUCCGCGAAAACUUGCUAAAGGAGAUGCAAACUGUAGGCGUUGACUUCGCCUUUGAUUCCAGCGUCAAGGCAUUGGUUCGUGAAGGAGAAUCUGGUCCUAUUACUGUUCAAUAUGAGUCUGAUGGUAAACCUGCUACAUUGGAAGUAGAUACCGUUGUUUGGGCUGUUGGUCGCUUGCCCAAUAUCAAAAAGCUCAAUUUAAAGUCUGCAAAUGUCGAUUUGACCGAAAAGGGUUACAUUGCUGUUGACGAUUAUCAAAACACAACCUCCGACAGCGUUUUUGCUUUGGGCGAUGCUUGUGGUAAAGCUGAAUUAACACCAGUUGCUAUUGCUGCCGGUCGUAAAUUGUCUGACCGUCUCUUUGGUGGUGAACAAUUCAAGGAUUCCAAGCUUGAUUAUGAAAACAUUCCUACUGUCGUUUUCUCUCAUCCCACUGCUGGUACCAUUGGCUAUACCGAAGACGAAGCUCGUGCCAAGUUUGGCGAUGAAAAUGUCAAGACUUAUACUAGCAAAUUCACCAACAUGUAUUUCGCUAUGCUUGAACACAAGGAACCCACUGCCUAUAAACUCGUCUGUGCUGGUGCUGAUGAAAAAGUUGUUGGUGUCCACAUUUUAGGUAGAGGCAGUGAUGAGAUCCUUCAAGGUUUCGGUGUUGCUGUUCGUAUGGGUGCUACCAAGGCCAACUUUGACGCUUGUGUUGCUAUUCACCCUUCGGCUGCUGAGGAAUUGGUCACCAUGCGUUAA